This is a messenger RNA of Rotaria sp. Silwood2, 3441 nucleotides long. The record is from the annotation of a GenBank genome assembly. NCBI's taxonomy places the organism in Eukaryota, Metazoa, Rotifera, Eurotatoria, Philodinida, Philodinidae.
AUGAUUACUUCUAGUACAUUGGGACAAACUACAGUUCCUAUCGUACAUGACAUGCCUCAACUCAGCAGAAUUUAUAUUUUUUGUGAGAAAAAAGCUCCACAUGAAGAAUGGAUCAAAAAUUGGUCAAAAAUAAAAGGAAUCUUUACAGAUAUUGCUCCUCUAUGUAAAGCUCUUCAGCAAGCGGCACAAGAAUGUGACCAAAAUAUGAUUUCGAUCAGUUUUGUACCAAGCAGUAGUGAAAGUAGUAAGCCAAAUCUCAACAAAUUCGAUUCUUCAUUUAUGUACACUCAAAUAAUAAAAGAAAUUUUAUUAAGUAUUAAUUUCGAACAACAUCAUAUCAAUGAAUUUACUAUUUAUUGUCGUCAAUUAUUCGCUGCGAAUCCAAAAGAACUGCAAAAUGUGGAGAAAUUUGAACAAGAAUACUAUAAGCAUCUCCCGAUUUGGUGGUAUACUUACCCAUGCUUUCUUUAUUCGAUGCUGAAUAGAUCAUUAGGAAUGAUGGAGGUCAAUCUCAUUAUACGCAUGGGACUUUUCAUCCGACAUCUGUAUAACCACAUUGCCAAGCUGCAUGAAGAACAAUAUGUUGGAAAUGCAAAAAUGGAACCGCUUACUGUCUUUCGUGGUCAAGGAAUAUCGAAGACCGACUUUAAUCGAAUGCUACAGGCACAAAGUGGACUGUUAUCAUUUAAUAAUUUUCUAUCCACUGGUAUGCACCGUCAAGUAGCUCUUAAUUUUGCUCGUGAAACGAUGGAAUCAUCCGAUCUUGUUGGUAUUUUAUUCGUCAUGAAAAUCGAUCCGUCCAUCGCAUCAGUACCGUUUGCAGACAUCCAUGGUACCAGCUAUUUCGAAGAAAGAGAUCAAAUUCUCUUCGCCAUGCAUUCCAUCUUUCGCAUUGGACCAAUGGAACAAAUUGAUGGAAAUAAUCGUCUUUGGCAAGUCAAUUUAACAUUGACUAGUGAGAACGAUCCAGAUGUGCAAGCACUUACUGAAGAAAUACGCAAAAAUACUUAUCCCCAUCUUCAAGGAUGGGAUCGUUUGGGUAAAAUACUCAUUAAACUAGAACAACUCAACAAAGCCCAAGAGGUGUAUAAUAUUUUGCUUGAUCAAGCGUUGACUGAUCAUGAAAAAUCGUUCAUUUAUCAUAUGCUUGGGAUGGUCAAGCGCAGUCAAGGUGAAUAUGCAGAUGCCAUUGCCUGUUAUCAACAAUCCAUUGAACUUAAACAGAAGAUUCUCUCACCAACAGAUGCUAAUUUGGCUGCUUCUUACAACAACAUUGGUUCGGCGUAUGACAAGAUGGGUGACUAUUCAAAUGCACUUUCAUCUCAUCAAAAAGCACUGGAAAUCUGCCAAAAAAAUCUUCCUAUCAACAAUUUAAAUUUAGUGACUAUAUACAACAACAUUGCUUCCGUGUAUAACAAGAUUGGUGACUAUCCGAGUGCACUGUCAUCUCAACAACAAGCACUAGAAAUUCGCCAAAAAACACUUCCGUCAAAUCAUCCCGAUUUGGCUACUUCCUACAGCAACAUUGGUUCGGUGUAUUACAAUAUGGGUGACUAUUCGAAUGCACUUCCAUCUCAUCAGAAAGCACUCGAAAUUCGCGAAAAAAUACUAUCUUUAAAUCAUCCUGAUUUGGCUGCUUCUUACAACAAUGUUGCUUCUGUGUACAACAAGAUGGGUGACUAUUCGAAUGCACUUUCAUACCAUCAAAAAGCAUUGAAGAUUCGCCAAAAAGCACUUCCUUCAAAUCAUCCCGAUUUGGCUACUUCUUACAACAACAUUGGUUCAGCAUAUUCGAGCAUCGGUGACUAUUCGAAUGCACUUGCAUGUCAUCAAAAAGCGCUGGAAAUACGUCUAAAAACUCUUCCUUCAAAUCAUUCUUAUUUAGCUCGAUCUUACACCAAUAUUGGUUUGGUCUAUGAUAGCAUGAUUGACUAUCCAAAUGCACUCUCAUGUCAUCAAAAAGCACUCGAAAUACACCAAAAAACUCUUCGUUCAGAUAAUCCUGAUUUGUCUGCUUCUCACAAUAACAUUGGUUUGAUGUAUAACAACAUGGGUGACUAUUCGAAUGCACUAUCAAAUUAUAAAAAAGCAUGUCAAAUCUUAAAAAAAACUCUUCCUUUAAAUCAUCCUCAUUUGGCUCGAUCUUAUAGCAAUACGGCAUUGGUUUAUAACAACAUGAAGGACCAUGCAAAUGCACUUUCAUACUAUAAAAAAGCAUUGAAAGCCUGGCAAAAGACUCUUCCUUUAAAUCAUUCUCAGUUAGCUCGAACUUACGACAAUAUCGCUUCUAUGUUUGACAACAUUGGUGACUAUUUGAAUGCAGUUUUGUUUCAUCAAAAAGUACUAGAAAUCUACCAAAAUACUCUUCCUUCGAAUCAUCCUGAUUUGGCCACUUCUUACAACAAUAUUGGUUUGAUGUAUAACAAGAUAAGCGACUAUUCCAAUGCACUUUCAUCUCAUGAAAAAGCACUGGAAAUUUGCCAAAAUACGCUUCCAACAAAUCAUCCUGACUUGGCCACUUCUUACAACAACAUUGCUUCGGUGUAUGACAGUAUGGGUGACUAUUCGAAUGCACUUUCGUAUCAACAAAAAGCAUUGGAAAUCUAUCAAAAUAGUCUUCCUUCAAAUCAUUCUCAUCUGGCUGCUUCUUACAACAACAUUGGUUUAAUGUAUAAUAGCAUGGGUGACUAUUCGAGUGCAUUUUCAUAUCAACAAAAAGCAUUGGAAAUCUAUCAAAAUAGUCUUCCUUCAAAUCACUCUCAUCUGGCUACUACUUACAACAACAUUGGUUUGGUGUAUGACAACAUGGGUGACUAUUCUAAUGCACUUUCAUCUCAUGAAAAAGCAUUGGAAAUCUAUCAAAAUAGUCUUCCUUCAAAUCAUCCUGAUUUGGCUACUUCUCACAACAACAUUGGUUCGGUGUAUGAUAACAUGGGUGACUGUUCGAAUGCGCUAUCAUACUAUAAAAAAGCACUGAAAAUCUGGCAAAAAACGCUUCCUGCAAAUCAUCCUCAUUUAGCUCGAUCUUACAACAACAUUGGUUCAGUGUAUGACAACAUGAAUGACUAUUCGAAUGCACUAUCGUCUCAUCAAAAAGCAAUCGAGAUCUAUCAAAAAACUCUUCCUUCGAAUCAUCCUGAUUUAGCUACCUCUUUCAACAAUAUAGGUUCGGUGUAUGAAAAGAUGGGUGACUAUUCGAAAGCACUUUCAUACUAUGAGAAAGAUCUUGAGAUCUGCGAAAAAACUCUUUCUUCGAGUCAUCCUGAUUUCGCUCCUACUUAUGGACAUAUUGGAAUGACAUAUUCUAAGACUGGAGAGCAUUCAAAAGCUGUCUUAUAUUGUGAGCGAGCUCUUAGAAUACUAGAAAGUUCACUACCUGCAAGUCAUCCACAUAUUCAAUUAUAUGGAAAUAACCUCGAAUAUGUUCGAAAGCAAAUGUAA